CAAAAUCGUAGAAGUUGCCCCUCUCUAACCAAAAAUGGCGAGCUCUCUACGACACGGGUUCACCAAAUUCCGAUCACCACUUUUCUCCGGGACCAGAUUGAUCUCGUCGGAAUCUCACACGGUGGUGGAGACCACGAUUCCCGAUAUCGGCAUCGUCUCUGGAAUCCCCGAACAGCAUCUCAAAAGAAGGGUCGUAAUAUACUCUCCUGCUCGAACAGCAUCACAACAAGGUUCUGGGAAAGUUGGGAAAUGGAAAAUUAAUUUCCUUUCUACACAGAAAUGGGAAAAUCCAUUGAUGGGUUGGACAUCCACAGGUGAUCCCUAUGCCAAUGUGGGUGAUGCAGGACUGAGUUUUGAAAGUGAACAAGCUGCAAAGGAAUUUGCUGAGAAACAUGGCUGGGAUUAUACGGUUAAGAAGCGUCACACUCCACUUCUAAGGGUCAAGACUUAUGCAGACAACUUCAAGUGGAAGGGGCUACCAAAGAGCGAGGAGAAGUGAAUUGUGUAAUUAUCAGAUCCCAAAGCUCUGAGGCCUGUGGGUGAUGAGCUUGAUUUCUUGUUCCAAUUUGGUUUUCCUAGACUCGUUUAUAUCUUGGUAUGUUGUUGUCUAUGAUUUAUCUGAAAAUAACA
Messenger RNA from Argentina anserina (silverweed cinquefoil), 630 nucleotides. RefSeq names its product NADH dehydrogenase [ubiquinone] iron-sulfur protein 4, mitochondrial-like. The record is from RefSeq and is a predicted model, not a curated record. The transcript has 5 exons. Lineage: Eukaryota; Viridiplantae; Streptophyta; Magnoliopsida; Rosales; Rosaceae. The coding region runs from base 35 to 499 and encodes 154 amino acids. Gene Ontology annotation, biological process: electron transport chain.